AUAUUUUUGGUUUUGAAAAGCAGAAAAUGAGUUCGUUGCCUCCGAAGUAGAUAAGCUUACUUUCAUUGCCAGAGACAAACAAACCAAGGAGGUGUUAGUCCGAUAACUCAGUAUUCCGAGGUGGUCCUGCGAUUUGGAAGUAGUGAUUGAACCUCGAACUGAUCGAAUCCACCUCGAUACUUCUUCCAUAUCAGAAAUGGAUCAGACAACAUAUUUUCGUGCUGUGAUCAAAGCUGUUCGUUCGCAGCAGCGUCACCAACAGCAAAGUAGUGAUAGCUUGCCGUCCAAUCAUGGUAUUCUACCCAAAGCUAAGCGCUCCUCAAAAUCUGCGUUCAGCAACCGGGCAAAAGAUGUUGUCAGUUCGAUAACACAGCUACGUGAGUUUCUUCUGGAACACCGCAAGGACUAUGUCAAUGUUACAGGUCAUCUCUCGUCCAGCAGUGCAGCAAUGACGGAUGUAGUGAGAGAGAAGAUUGAUCAGGAAGCGGCACAGCUAAUUCAGACUUGCCAGCAGAGAGUACGAUUUCUGCAGCAAGAUGUCAAACAACUAGUAAGCAGCGUAACAAAGCAAGUGGCUGAUCAUCAGCAGAACACUCUGACCCUGAUCAAUGCAUACCUGAAAGGUGUGAUUCAACUGUACAGUGAACAGCGGGCAGUUCGUGUUCGGCAACUUGUGGAAAAGCAGAAGUUAUCUCGUCUUGAAACGGAAUCGUCCAAACUUCAGCCCGCAUCAAGACAAGCCUCUAAAGCAUCGGCAUCAGCAUCCGAUGGGUCCUUCGCCAGUCAUUUCUCUCGUCUCUCCAAACACUGGACGGGAGAGUCCAAGGAAGAACUAGCAGUAGCAGCCAGUAGCAGUACAGGAGCAACGGCGGCAGCUGCUGCUGCUGACAGGCCACCAUCAGCAGCAGAUAGUUUUGCUGGGGCGGAAAGUGAACAGCACGAUCAGAAAGAAGAAGAAGAAGAUAUCUUAUCCGUGGCAGAGCGAAUGGAGUUUGAACAAGAGAAUGUACGGUUACCGCAUGAAAUGGAUUUGCUGCAAGAUGAUGUCAAGAAAAUUGAGACAACGGUGAUGGCAAUUUCAAAGCUUCAAGAAGAAUUAUCCGAACAUAUCAUCGGCCAGGCUGAUUUAAUUGACAGAGUUGCUGAUGACGUUGUGGAGUCGACAGAGAAUGUGACUUUAGGCAAUGAGAACAUGAGAGAGGCAAUCAAGAACAACGCCAGCUGGAGAGUGUGGAUUAUCUUCUUUCUACUGAUGUGCUCGAUAUGCCUUCUAUUCCUUGAUUGGUACAGUGGAUAGAGGCCCAGUGAAAAAUGUAGUAUCUAUCCUUGAUUGAUACAGUGGACGUCUAUUCCUUGAUUAAUACAGUGAACGUCUAUUCCUUGAUUGAUACAGUGGACAAUGCAUAUGCAGUGUACUAGCAGCAGUUAGUCAUGGCGAUGCUUGCCUUGUCUUCUUGCACAGUGGACAGUGAGUAACAAGUUAUGCAGUGUGCUAAUGGCUAGUCACAACGCUAGUUUCGUCUUUAGACGGGGGUGCUUUGCUUACAUGCAACCAGUCACACGUCACCGUCUGCUGUUCUCUUGCGUCUCUCCACAUAACCAGAUCUAAUAACUGCAUAGCAUCGUUGUUGUCAGUGAGUGGCAUGGCUGACAAAACCACUGAUCCUUUUCGACAGUGCUCCACUUGCAUGCAUGCUUUCUCGUAUUCACGUACUCAGAGCGCUACCGAAUACGCACUCUACAUGAUUGUACUGUUGAUAUCUUUAGCUUCACCAUCACAUGCUGCUGUACGGUAGCUGUGCGAAUCCACGGGACUUUGCGAAUGAUAAUGCUUGUAUUUAGUUAUUGAUCGCCUUGCUGGAUUGUGUGCCCCGUGCCCCCCCCCCCCCUUUGCUUGCCACUACUCACCUAUGCUCUUACUGUACAUAGCGGCUACUGCUGUACAUAGCUGCUAUUGAUGCAAGAUCUCUUCGCCGCUGUUCCGUGUGCCAUUCUUACGCCAAGCACGCUGCCAUGCAGUGUCCUGGCCGCUAGCGGCAUGAUUGCCGUCCUGCUACUGCUGCCCAAGCCUGUUUGUUUUAAUAGCAUCUUUGAGAACACACAUCUCCUAGCGUGUAUCUCCCAUUAUUAUUGUUAUUAUUCUUGAAUCUCUUGACUUGAUCUUGUCUAACCAUGCGGGUUUUUUGUGCUUUUGAAUUUCAGAAAUUUUAUUUUAUUUUUUAAUAGCGAGGAGCCUUGCCUUUGGUUGGCGGUGUUCACAACGCCCCACCUAAACAACGGCGGUGCUGGAUAGUCGGCCCCGUCUCAAUAGUGGUUUGUUCUGUCAACCCUCAACUUCUGUGUUUUAGUCGUAGGUAUCUUCGUCCUUCCUGUCGUUUUGUUAUCUUUCUUGUUUUCCAAUUCAGUGUUUGUCUCGA
Molecule: messenger RNA, 2417 nt
Organism: Sycon ciliatum
Lineage: Eukaryota; Metazoa; Porifera; Calcarea; Leucosolenida; Sycettidae
Product: syntaxin-18-like
Exons: 11
Coding region: 197-1297 (366 amino acids)
Biological process (GO): intracellular protein transport; retrograde vesicle-mediated transport, Golgi to endoplasmic reticulum
Cellular component (GO): endoplasmic reticulum; membrane; SNARE complex
Molecular function (GO): SNAP receptor activity
Source: RefSeq, a predicted model, not a curated record